Molecule: messenger RNA, 4002 nt
Organism: Acanthopagrus latus (yellowfin seabream)
Lineage: Eukaryota; Metazoa; Chordata; Actinopteri; Spariformes; Sparidae
Gene: c22h1orf198
Product: chromosome 22 C1orf198 homolog
Exons: 6
Coding region: 132-1193 (353 amino acids)
Source: RefSeq, a predicted model, not a curated record
AGUAACGCACACAGCGGAACGUCCGUGUCGGCUCGUCAGCCGCCCCGCCCACCGCCCGCACAGCGACGAACACCAGCUUCCUUUUCCUCCUCCGCCCUCCGGACAAUAACAACAGCUGGUAACAGCUAAAGAUGGCCGCCGCGACCAUGGCGGGGCUCGACGCUCACAGGAUGGAGGAAAAGAAGUUCGAAUACUUCUCCUCCAUCAACUCCAUGGCGAAGAAGAUAAUGCAGGAGAGGGAGAAAAUCAAAGCCAAGCACGGCCCUUCCUGGGAGAAAAUGACGCCCGAAGAGCAGGACAGCGCCAUCGACAACGGGAUGAUGGACCCCCACAUCCGAGCCCGAUACGCUAUGCACAGAGUUGAACGCGAUGAAGUGGUCUGUUACCCUAAACUGCUCAUUCAGACGGGACAGAAGAUUGUUCAUUUCGGAGACGAGGAUAUCACCUGGCAAGAUGAGCACUCAGCCCCCUUCUCAUGGGAAACAAAGAGCCAGCUGGAUUUCAGCUUGACAUCAGGCCCUGCAGACCAGGGAAUCUCAACCUCGCAGGCAGACUCAAAGGCUAUAAAGGCUCCUCAUACCAGCCAGCUCAGCAAGAGUACACCAGGAACCAAGGUGUCUGUCAGCGAGGGGCGCAGGCCAGAAGAAGAAUCAUCUUUCUGGAAGAUCAGCGCUGAGAGGUCCAGGCUUGAGGGAGAGCAAGCAGACUUCCAGUCCCUAACCCCCAGCCAGAUCAAAUCCCUCGAGAAAGGAGAGAAAUCCCUCCCAUCCUACCUCCGACAGGAGACCUCUGUCACCCCCAAGGAGCCUGAGGUGGCCGACCCCCACCCUCCGCCUCCUGCCAGGUCCACCAAGCAGCGAGCACCCAAACCGCCCGCCCCCCACCCCCCUGUCGCUGCUGCUGUUAGUGCGACACAGGCAUCCCUCUCCAUUUCACCAAACCCAGCCCCACCUGUCAGUGUGUCCUCGUCAGUUGCAGGCUGGGAGCGGUCUCAGAGCACCCUGCCAUCGGUCAGCAACACCCUGGAUGAAAUGUACUCCUCCAGCUCAUUGUCCAAACCUUCGCACAAACCCACCAGUGUGGAGAAAGAGAAAAGAGGGGAGGACGAUUCGCAAACUAGCCCGACCUUUGCCCAGUUCAACACGAGCAGCAACAUCCUGAAGACUGGAUUUGACUUCUUGGACAACUGGUAAACCACAGCAGAGGCCAGCCACCGCUCUGAAUGAAUCAUUCUCAUCAUCACUCUGAAGAAGGACCACACUGCCAUGACUACAGACAUCCACAUCUAGAUUUAACAAACACCAGUAUUUAAAAUGACCACAUUUUGUUCUCUUAAUUAUCUUCGGUGGCUUGCUAAGACAUUAUCUCACUGCCUGUGUGCUGGUGUUCCCCCCCCCACACUAGAAAAGCUCCCUUCCUGAGUAGGGUUGCAGCCCUUUAAUAUCUUGCCAAACACCAAAGGACUGAAGCUCACAGAUUGUGUGCGCUCACCCUGACUGUGCAUUCUCACUGCGAUCAGCUUGGUUUAAAGGUUACACAAUUCUGUCCCAGUCCACAUGUACACUGGUUAUUCAUGUAUUCCAUGCGUAUUGGCCUUGUAUACACACAUACAUUGUGUUUAAGUGCACUGAAAAUGGACCUUUUUGAAAGUCCUUCCAGAGUGAAGAUUUUUGGAAACGACGCAGACAUCCAAGUUCACAUCCUAAUCAGUUCUUACUGGAGUAGCUUUACUGCCAAAUGUGAACUCUGAGCACGUGUUACGAUUAGAGUUGCAGCAGUAUGAGAAUGUAACGGUACGAUAACCAUCUCAGGAAAGUAUCAUGGUUUUGCAGUAAAUGAGACACAAUUAUUAUUAAUGUUGUUAUCAGUUACCAUGGCCCUCUAAAGGAAUACAAAUAAAGGUUUUUCUUUUGUUGUUGAUGGUUUUAUUACCCUGUUCUAGUCUCCCCAGUUGAUAUACCGGUAAAUGUAAUUUUAUUUAUAUAAUUGAUUGACAACACUUGUACCGUAUGAUUUAAUAUCAUAGAUAAGCAAGUGUGCAUGAUACGAUAAGCGUCAUUUUUCACACCCUGGUGUACCUCUAAAACAGUAUACUGCUGCAACCCUAGUUGUGAUAUAUGGAGUUUUUCAUUUUGACAUAAUAGAAAGGAUGACAUGUCCUCUAUGUUUAAAGAGAAAAGAUCGGACAUUGAACAUACGCUGACAGGAAAGAGACAAAAACAACUGUAUACAAUGUUUUGAUAGAAAUUAGCAUUUCCCUCAAUUGUUAUUGUUCAAAUAAACCCAUGUACAUGUGGACUGCACCUAAGUCAGUGCAGGCAGUUUGGGUGCAACAAAUAGCUGUCAAAUGUACCAAAAUCUAAAUGCAUCAGCAACCAAGAAAUGUGGUUCGGAAGGCAUCAAAAUCAAUUGCUGUUUAAAAUGCAUUUAGCAAGAUGUUCAUCAGAUAGCUUUCUAGUUGUUACUUAUGUAACCAAAUUGCUGCAGUGCAGAUGUUCACAAUCAGCUGCAGCUGCUUUAACACCCUCCUCUGAGCUGCAGUGGGACUUACCCUGAUAGGCACGUAGUUUGGGGAAAACAGUGGUGUAAAUGAAGGUACAUUACAUAACACCUGGAUGUUGUGGACAGGGCUCAAAAUUCACACCACACAUGUUGGAAUUAAACAUUUUUUUAAAAGGCUGGUAGAUUGCAUUCCUCACCAGCCAAAACUAAUGAAAAGCAAUUUCCAACAAUUUGUCCGGUGGUCAGAAAAGUUAAUUUAGCACUGAUUGGUGAUAUGACACACUUGGAUGUGACAGGUGUAAAUGAGGCAUAUGUGGCGGGCCUACUUUGACUUGAUUUGGCAAAUCAGGAAGUCACCUGGUUUGGUAUUUUCUCCCAUAAUGGUUCGGUGUUUUGUCAACGCUGCUAUCCAGGAAACCAAUAAAAUGACUCAAGAGCUAAUCAAUAACCCUUGAAAUGGCUGCAGCUGCUCCACUUCGUAUGAAGGUUUAUAAGGUGGUGGAAAAGUUUACUAGCUGUUACAUUCCUCUAACCCAUUUUAAACUCGAUAUUAAGAGCCACGGUACAUAAAAGCACAUUCUAACUGGCAGUUAGAAUAAAGAAUAAGAAAAGUUGUGGCUGCCAAUUCCUUGUAACCUGCUGAUCAUGCUGUUUGUUUUGUGAAUGCACAGCAAUGGUGACUUGGCUUCCCUCACAUGCAUUUUAGACCCUAAAUCUAGCAAGCGAGGAUAUCUUCUGUACCAUAAGCAUGUCAAAUGUUCAUCUGUGCAAAACACUAAUCCUUUAUUUUUCUGUUUUAUUAUUUUGUCAUGAAGAUUUUGCUCUCUGUUGUGCUUUUAUUUAUACAUACCUACAGCAUAUAUUUCUAGAAACCUAAGAGUUGUAGAGCUUAAGUAGUUCUCAGUGCUGCAGUCUCGGCCCACAUAGUGCAUUUACUACAGACAAAUGUUCCUACUGGUUAUGGAACUCCUGGGAUAUCAUGGAGUUUUCACCAUUGCAUCACUUCAAAGGAAUAUAACAGAAUGUAUUUUCCAAGUUUCACACAUUCACAGAGUCUGAUGCUGGUUUUCAGAAAGUGGAAACCAGGCCGUCGUCCUCUCUGACAUUGACAAGGGAGAAGUGCUCUGACUCAGUCAUGGAAAACUCAUGGACUGUGUGGCCAGGCUGCCGUGUGAACCUGUUACAGAUGUCCUGUAUGGAUUUAGCUUCUUGCCAACACUCGCUCACCACCCCGACUGUCACCUUUGACCACAAACUAGUGCUGAGCAAAGCUAGUGUCUGUAAGACGCACUUAAACGCUGUGUUUUAGGUCAACAGGCAGGCGUGUAGUGAUUUGUACCACUUGUGUCAUAGAUUUAAAAUCCAGUUUACAUGACUAGAGUACUAUUUUACUGAAUUUUAUAUUUAUCUGCUGAUUGUACCUUAUGCUAUACAAGUAUAUUGCACUCAUGCAUUUUGAGAUCACAGAUUGGGAAGAAAUAAACUAAAGUCAGAUCCGUU